GCUAGACUACACGCCGUACCAUCUAUUCCCGCCCCUCCAUCAAGGAGCGCAAACUUCUACUGGCCGUCCAGGCUCUGGGAGAACAGGGCGCUUGUGGCCUUUUGGGCCCGGUGACCUUGGGGUUAGGGUCGCUGAGCUUCUCAUGCAAGCUGGGACUCACUAGCCCCGGGGAAGGUAGUCACCAUCCAGCGACCCUGCCCCUGUCUGCCUGCCACCCAUUGGCUUAUAGUGGGUAGAAAAGCACUUGCCCACCCUGUGUUCUGAUGGGCGUAAAAAUGAUGGAGAUGAGUACAGGUGCUCCAGGAUGGAGCCCCCAUACCCUCUCUUCAGGUUGUCUGGGACUUCUCCAUCAAACCCCUCCCUUGGCUGAGUUCUGGGGCUGUCCAUGAAAGUGGGGGGUCUCAAGUGUCCCCAGUCCUCACCCUCUUCCGUGCCAGUACCUAGAUGAGGUUCCUGUAGUGGGUUCUCAUCUAUACCCCUACCCACUUCUCCUUCCUGAAGCGACCAUCCCCCUCCCUGCUCCUCCCUCUGUCCCGUCCCGGAGCUUCAGAGAAGGAGGCGUGGCCGCACGCACAGCCUCCUAUAAAGGUAGUGGUGUCUGCACCCUCAACCUGAAGGUGGCAGUUCCCUGGAGCCUUUCCUGAACCUCUUUGGGGUCUCUGCCCCACAGACCACUGUACUUAGCUCAGCACCUCCUCGGAGGCAGCAGCAGCAGCCACCUGGAAGAUCCCUCCACAGAUCAUGCUUUCUGGUGGACUCCCGCUCUCUAUCUCAGCCACAGAGCUGCUCCUGGCUGCUGCCAUCUUCUGCCUGGUAUUCUGGGUGGUCAGAGCCUCAAGGCCUCGGGUCCCCAAAGGCCUAAAGAGUCCACCAGGGCCCUGGGGCUGGCCCUUGAUAGGGCACAUGCUGACCUUAGGGAAGAACCCUCAGGUGGCUCUGGCAAAGCUCAGCCAGAAAUAUGGGGACGUGCUGCAGAUCCGAAUUGGGACCACACCUGUGGUGGUGCUGAGUGGCCUGGACACCAUCCAUCAGGCCCUAGUGAGGCAGGGUGAUGACUUCAAGGGCCGGCCAGACCUCUACACCUUCACUUUUGUUACUGAUGGCAAGAGCAUGACCUUCAGCCCAGACUCUGGACCAGUGUGGGCUGCCCGCAGGCGCCUGGCCCAGAGUGCCCUGAAGAGUUUCUCCACAGCCUCGGACCCCACUUCUGCCUCCUCCUGCUACUUGGAGGAGCAUGUGAGCAAGGAGGCUGAGUGCUUAAUCAGCAAGUUCCAGGAGCUGAUGGCAGAUGUUGGGCACUUUGACCCCUACAGAUAUGUGGUGGUGUCAGUUGCCAAUGUCGUCUGCGCCAUUUGCUUUGGCCAGCGCUAUGACCAUAACAACCAAGAGCUGCUUGAUCUAGUCGACCUGAAUAAUGAGUUUGGGGAGGUGGCUGCCUCUGGAUACCCAGUUGACUUCAUCCCUAUCCUCCGCUACCUGCCCAACCCUACCCUGGAUGGCUUCAAGGACCUGAAUAAGAAGUUUGAACACUUCGUUGGGAAGCUGGUCAAGGAGCACUACAGAAAAUUUGAGAAGGGUCACAUCCGGGAUAUCACAGACAGCCUGAUUGAGCACUGUCAGGACAGGAAGCUGGAUGAGAAUGCCAAUAUUCAACUCUCGGAUGAGAAGAUCAUUAAUGUCGUUUUGGACAUCUUUGGAGCUGGGUUUGACACAGUCACAACUGCCAUCUCCUGGGGCUUAAUGUACCUGGUGACAAACCCUAGGAUUCAGAGAAAGAUCCAGGAGGAACUAGACACAGUGAUUGGCAGGGAACGGCGGCCCCGGCUCUCUGACAGACUCCAGCUGCCCUAUAUGGAGGCCUUUAUCCUGGAGCUCUUCCGACAUUCCUCCUUCGUCCCCUUCACCAUUCCCCACAGCACUACAAGAGACACAAAUCUGAAUGGCUUUUACAUCCCCAAGGGGCGUUGUGUCUUUGUGAACCAGUGGCAGAUCAACCAUGACCAGAAGCUGUGGGGUGACCCAUCUGUGUUCCGGCCUGAACGGUUUAUCACUUCCGGUGGCACUGUGGACAAGACACUGAGUGAGAAGGUCAUUCUCUUUGGCUUGGGCAAGCGCAAAUGCAUCGGAGAGACCAUUGGCCGCUUAGAGAUCUUUCUCUUCAUGGCCAUUCUUAUGCAGCAGCUGGAAUUCAGUGUGUCACCGGGCAUGAAGGUGGACAUGACCCCCAUCUAUGGGCUGACAGUAAAGCAUCCCCGCUGUGAGCACUUUCAGGCACAGGUGCGCUCUUGUGGACCUGAGAGCCCUGAGGCCUAGACUCUGACUGCAGGGGUCUGAGAUACCAUGCCUGGGGGCAAUCGCCUUUGUCUGCCUUAUCUCCAGACAGGAGCAAACAGGGUCUCUUGUUUGUCAGACUCCAGUUUCUGUUCAGGAAGGGCCAAUACUUGUGUCUAAGAGGAGCAGAAAGCAGAGAAACUGUGUGGACUGUCUUGACACUAGGACCAGGACUAGAGAGAGGAGUGGUGUUUCAAUCACCUUCUCCUUGUCUCCUUUCUCUAUGUCAGAAUAAAAUAUUAUUUUUAAAAUGUUUGUAUACAGUGGCUGGGGUUUGUGGCUCAGUGGUAGAGCACUCGCCUAGCAC
Ictidomys tridecemlineatus (thirteen-lined ground squirrel) is the source of this 2638-nucleotide messenger RNA. It is a transcript of the gene Cyp1a1, whose product is annotated as cytochrome P450 family 1 subfamily A member 1. NCBI's taxonomy places the organism in Eukaryota, Metazoa, Chordata, Mammalia, Rodentia, Sciuridae. The record is from RefSeq and is a predicted model, not a curated record. Gene Ontology annotation, molecular function: oxidoreductase activity, acting on paired donors, with incorporation or reduction of molecular oxygen, reduced flavin or flavoprotein as one donor, and incorporation of one atom of oxygen; iron ion binding; heme binding. Gene Ontology annotation, biological process: progesterone metabolic process; hormone biosynthetic process.